AGAGAGGGCAAUGCUUGCUGCAACACUCGGCUUUUACUUUUGUCCUUUUGUUCUUCAAUUUCUCUUCACUGGCCAGCAUGGGGAAAAAAUGAAAAAAUCCCUUUGGUCCUUUAUUCUUACAGCAUAUUGUUUCCGACCCUAAAAAAUCGUGAAAUAGUAAAAACAGGAGGUAGUUCCUUUCACACGAGAGUCCACCUGUCUGGUUAUACCUUUUUUAUUCUUGUUUUUCUCCCUCUGUUGCCUUUCUACCUUCCAAUCAAAAUUAUUUCUUUGAAUCUCUUUCUUUCCUGGUUGCUACCUUUCAGAAACAUUAGGAUCCUUAUCUUCUCUCUUCUUUCUUCAUUUCUUUCCUCUUUUUCCUUUAUCUGAGUAUAUGUACCAAAGGAUUCCUACAACGUUAAACUUUUUACUCACCUCUUUUUGCUGACAUAAUUAGCCAAAGCAUGGCACGUUUCCACUGAAAGGCCUUCAUUCUCCCCUACAACUACAACAGACAUUACAUCAGUUUCUGUUCCCUCGUAUUUCUCCAAGUACAUCAGCGCUGAGAAACUCAAUCACAACCCCCCCGGAACACCUUCCAGGUUCAUGGACUUUUCCCCUCUGCUGCCAAUUUUGCACCAAAAAACUCCCAAACUGCUCCGAAACUGAGAUACCCCAUUUGAUGAAAUCUUCGAAUUUGCGGCCAGUACUGUUGUUCUUCACAGAGACUAGACAAGGGUAGCUAACUACUAGCUAGGAGUCUUGCAACAGAGGUAGAUAGAAAUUAGAGAUGAAUAUCAACAUGAGAGAAAACAACAUGCAACAGGGGAAUGGAUCGGGGCUCUUCAGCCAAUUCACGGAAACGAUCUGGCAGCCUUUCGCGAAAUCUUCAGCUAGAUCCUCAGCUAUAUUCGUUGUCUUCAUCGUCCUACUCGUCGGCGCGUUCUCCACGCACUUGCUCGACACCACUACUUUUUUGGGCAGCUUGGCUCACAAGCCCAUGCUAAGUACAAGAACAAGCAGGGGAAACCCCAAAAAGCCCCGACAGCAAAGAGAUAUCCCACUUAACUGCACUGCACGUAACCUCACACGAGCCUGCCCCACGAACGACCCGACAGCCAUCGAGGAAGAACCAGACAGUUCAUUAAAUGCCAUGUGUCCAGAUUACUUCCGUUGGAUCCACGAGGAUCUAAGGCCGUGGGCCUACACGGGGAUCACUAUGGACAUGCUGAAGAGAGCCGAGAAAACGGCUAACUUCAGAUUGGUUGUGGUAAACGGGAGGGCUUACGUGCAGAGAUAUCGAAGGUCGUUUCAGACAAGAGAUGUUUUUACGCUGUGGGGGAUCCUACAAUUGUUAAGGAGGUAUCCAGGAAAAGUGCCCGAUUUGGAUCUUAUGUUUGAUUGUGUUGACUGGCCAGUAAUCAAAACAAGCGACUAUGGUGGGCCCAAUGCCACGACCCCACCUCCCUUGUUUCGUUACUGCAAGGAUGACGAAACGCUAGACAUCGUUUUCCCGGACUGGUCCUUCUGGGGAUGGCCUGAGAUCAACAUAAAGCCAUGGGUGCCCUUGUUAAAUGACCUAAUGGAAGGCAACAAAAGAAUGGGAUGGGAAGGAAGGGAACCUCAUGCUUACUGGAAAGGGAAUCCCAAUGUUGCUACCACGAGGCAAGACCUCCUUAAAUGCAACGUUUCAGAUAAACAGGACUGGGGUGCUCGUGUCUAUGCCCAGGAUUGGGCGCGAGAAUCACAGCAAGGGUACAAGCAGUCAGACCUGGCAAACCAAUGCAUACACAGGUUCAAGAUCUACAUUGAAGGGUCGGCAUGGUCUGUCAGUGAAAAAUACAUUCUUGCUUGUGAUUCUCUUACCUUACUUGUAAAACCUCGCUACUAUGAUUUUUUCACCAGAAGUUUGGAGCCAAUGCAUCAUUAUUGGCCCAUUAAGGACGAUGACAAGUGCAGAUCUAUUAAGCAUGCUGUUGACUGGGGCAACGGCCAUCAGCAAGAGGCGCAGGCCAUAGGAAAGGCGGCAAGCGAGUUUAUUAAAGAGGGGUUGAAGAUGGACUACGUGUAUGAUUAUAUGUUUCAUCUCUUAAAUGAGUAUGCUAAACUCUUGAGAUAUAAGCCCACCGUACCUAGAAAAGCCGUUGAGCUCUGUUCAGAAACAAUGGCUUGUCCGGCGGAAGGAUUGCAGAAGAAGUUCAUGAUGGAAUCGAUGGUGAAGGGUCCCUCCGUUACAAGCCCAUGCACCAUGCCUCCACCUUACGAUCCAGCAUCUCUUUAUGCCUUGCUUAGUAAAAAGGAAAAUUCAAUAAAGCAAGUAGAGGAAUGGGAGAAGAAAUUUUGGGAAAUGCAAAAGUAAGCAGUCCAAGAAAGGAUAUUCUUUCAUACUUAAUACAAACCAGAGCCAGAAUGUAUUCUUGCAUUAAAGCUUGGUUAAUUUCACGUAUGGUACUUCUUUCGUACUAGAAUUAAGAGGAAAAACAGUAAUAAUAAAACAAUGUAUCGUUAUCGAUAAUUUAGCAUAUUUCAGAUUUUUUUUUCCA
Theobroma cacao (cacao) is the source of this 2522-nucleotide messenger RNA. RefSeq lists its product as uncharacterized. The record is from RefSeq and is a predicted model, not a curated record. Lineage: Eukaryota; Viridiplantae; Streptophyta; Magnoliopsida; Malvales; Malvaceae.